GGAAUCAUGAUGCAGCUGAUAUAGCACCAACUCAACGAUCGAAGAAGAACCAGCAAGCAAGAGCUUAUUCAUAACCAUCUCUCCCCUUGGACCUUGGCUCCACUUUCCAUCCUUGACCAAAUCAGACUGGAAGUUAUCUCAAGCACGCAGAACCUUAAGAAAUUCACACUUACCCCCAAGGCCUACGUAGUUACUUCCUACUUGCUCGGAUACCAUUAAUUCAUUAUUUCUUGAGAAGUACAUAUUGAUCCAGAUUGAAUAAUUUUGCUACAAGAUUGCUACGCUCUAAAACUAAAACCUGAUCUCGCAUUCGCUAAUCGACGCUUGGAUUGCCAUUUUCCGUUCCAAAUUAUCCUCAGAAAAUCUUUCUUAGUUUUUCCGCGGUCGGAGAACUACGGCACCUUCCGUCCAUAUCCGAGACCCUGACAGGGAGGUGGGAAAUACAUAAGUAGAAGGAACCCUUCGAGCAUCGAACAACUAAACCUCCAAAUCAGAACUUCCAGCUCCUUGUCAAUCCCAUCGCAACCUCCAUGAUGGAGGAAUAUAUACAAACUCAACAAUAUGAAGAACCAUGUGAUCGAUGUCUCAGUCAAAGAUUGUAUUGUGUUCAAUCGACUGCCAAACGAGGUGACCGGGGAAAAUGCGAACAUUGCCGGUGGGCCCGAGCUAAUUGUAACGCGACGAGAUUGAAUAAGUCAGCGGCUCGAUGGAAGCCAGGACUCUUAUGGUCAAAUACACUCUUGAAGGAAGUUCAAAGCGAGAUUCCAUAUUCGUCCGACAAUCAACCGAAUCCAAAAAAGGAAAUGGAUUCAGAAGAGGAUCGCGAGACGAUGCCAGAUGAACCAGCCGGCCCUUCAAAGAAGAAAAACUUGCGUCCGAGUCCGCCUCCAGAGACAAGCCCAAAACGAAAACGAAUGAUCUCGGAAAGUGAGGAAAGUGAGGAAGAAGGUGGAUCAUCCAUAGAGAAUCAGAAGAUCGCGAAGAAGUCGAGAAGGAAGACGUACGCGUCGGGGAGCUCGAAAAAACUGCCAGACACGGAAGUUGAUCGCGAAGAAGGUGGAUCGUUCACCAAAAAGCGGAAGACGAAGACAUCAAGCAGAAGAAAGACGUGUGCGACGGAGCUCUCGAAGGAAGUGCCUGAGCCUGGGGCUGAUCACGGAUUAUCAGGCAACGUAAGUGCGACUCAAGUAGACGAUACGAAUCCGGGGAAGGACAAAGGAAAGGAAAGCGCAUCGACAAACACCAAUGAGACGCCAAGACAGGAUUCAGAGCAGCCAUCAGAAAAUCAAAAUCCAAACGGAACGCCGGCGGCCAAAGAUACUUAUGAAGAUUGGUUGACUCCAGAUAAGGAGGUGAGAGAAGGAAGUUGGAUAAGCGAAACUGAUAGGUCAAUGGAAAAAAAGUUGGAGAAAGUUAAGGAAGUGGAGGAGACUUUGAACAGAUUAGAAAUCGAAUUAAAACAAGGAGUAAGAGAAAUCUCAAGGUUGGUUGGUAAACAGGAAAAAGAAAAAAUGAAAGAAGAGGUGCGGAAGAUAAAAGAAAGUUUGGAAAAGAGUAAAGUAGACUUAACUGCUGUCAUCACUAAAUAGAAAUAUUAUGAAUAACAAAGAUUUAGAUCAAAAUCUGUAUUGUGGUUACUUUUUACCUUGGACUAGCAAGACAAACAUAAAAAAAGACAUGAGAGAAGGUAAAUGUAUUUUUUUUCCCAAAAACCAGAAUCCUUCUCA
Molecule: messenger RNA, 1727 nt
Organism: Puccinia graminis f. sp. tritici CRL 75-36-700-3
Lineage: Eukaryota; Fungi; Basidiomycota; Pucciniomycetes; Pucciniales; Pucciniaceae
Exons: 4
Coding region: 531-1589 (352 amino acids)
Source: RefSeq, a predicted model, not a curated record